AUGUAUACAGUUGAACCGGCUGUAGCUGAAUUGGCUGCCUUUUGUAUCGUGAGCCAAGCAGUCGAUGGACUUGUUCCCGUAUUAGUAUCUUUACCAGAUUUCAUCACAUAAUGUCAUAAUACCAUUACACCGGGUAUCGGCAGCCAAACGUCACGAUACCCUGAUACUGAUCAACAAACGAACACCGGUAUCGAUACCAGCCCGUUCUAUCCGCGGGUAACCACUUUUAUACUACAGAAAGAAUACGACCAUCAUGAAGUUUGAGGAAUCUGAGUGGAUUUGGUGUAUCCAGCUCGAUACCCGAAAAGAAGUGUAUCCUGGGAAGCUGAGGAAUAUGAGUGGAUUUGGUGUAUCCGCCCGAUACUCAAAUAAGGUAAGGGUGUAAGUGAAGGUGAGGGUGAGGG
This is a messenger RNA of Adineta ricciae, 404 nucleotides long. Lineage: Eukaryota; Metazoa; Rotifera; Eurotatoria; Adinetida; Adinetidae. The record is from the annotation of a GenBank genome assembly.